UUUUUAACAUUUAAGCAGCCGGCACGCUCAUUGCAAACGGCAGACGUUGGCUAGGGGUUUUUGCAAAUACACACCGGGAAUUUAUUAACCGUUAAAAUGGAGCGAUUGUCGGCGACUCUUAUGGCUUUGUGCCUGGCUAUGGUUAUCGUCCAAAGUACCGGGAAGUCGGUGCAGCUGGACAGCUUCAACCUGGACUGCACACCGGCCCCGAAAUUCAUCGGGAAAGACGACCAGUCCACAUGCUUCGGGCGCUGCAAGGAGAGCGAAUGCCUGGCCGCCAUCUACAGCAGCGCCGGGCCCCCCACUCGGUCGACCUGCGCCAUCAUUCUCAAGGGCGCCAAGUGCCUGCCGGGUCCCCGUGGUCCCUUCAACGUCAAACUGAACGUACCCAGCGUCAACUACAACUACCGCACCAGCCACACCCUGGACGGGUCCAAGGAGAAGAAACUGUACUCCACGUCGGGUCUCGGACUGGAUGAGUGCAAGAACUUCUGCUCCAUCGUCAAAGGCUGCAACGCCGUCCGCUCCAGUCCCAUGACGUGCCAGCUGCUGCAGUUGUCCGGCAAACAAAAGGCGAUGAAAAGCGGAAACGGCAAAGGACCUCUGUGUCAUAAUAACGAGUGGGUCUACUACUCGGAUAAGAGUAUGGCGCCCACGGAAAAGGGCUGUGAGGUCAUGACGAAUUAGAAACGAUGGUUGUAGUGCUUCUCGCACUAAUUGAAUUCUAUUGGUUUGUGGCUUGGCGCAAAAUAUUUUGCAUUGCCGAGAUUCGGUUAUGGGAGAAUAAAACUGCCAUGAAAAAAAUAA
Messenger RNA from Paramacrobiotus metropolitanus, 807 nucleotides. RefSeq lists its product as uncharacterized. Lineage: Eukaryota; Metazoa; Tardigrada; Eutardigrada; Parachela; Macrobiotidae. The coding region runs from base 97 to 687 and encodes 196 amino acids. The record is from RefSeq and is a predicted model, not a curated record. The transcript is spliced from 2 exons.